CAGCACUCGCCUCCCAGCAUUAUGUGAGAAACCUGCUGACUAUACAUUGGGGACAGGAAUAAAUCCCCGGGAGCACUUUCCUUCUACAUAGGGAAAAAAGCUUACUUACAGAAUUGCAACAAAGCUUUGUGGGGCAUUGAGAUUGAGAGUGCUCAAUAUGGUGUACAGCUGCUGUGUUGAGGAAGCCAAUGAUGAAAGACAAGAAAAAUAAGUAUACCAUUCUUUUUCUGAAACGGCCGCACUUGACAGAGAAGGAAAAAGCAACACCCAGAAUUAUAUCCUGUAUUAGUAUCUCAAGAAAUAUUUUAACUGGGAAAAGGAUACAUCACGUCUUUGGUGGUGCUUCUUGUCUUAUUUUAGGAAAGGCCGGUGUUCCUUGUAGAGAGUUGAAUAGAAUCCACGGAUGUGACGCUUAUUCAGAAAAAUAACAAAGAUUGGACUUUUUGGUGGUCCAGACUCUGGAAUCAUGAACUAACAAAACCCACCAUCUGCAUGCCUUCCUCCCAUUCAAGGGCCACACUAUUUAGGAAAUGGAUCCUGUGGAUACAAGGUUGUUCAGAGUAACUGUCCUGCACGAGUAUGUCGGCAGCAGGACGUAUGAAGUGUCCCCAUCAAUUACUAUUAAGGACAUCAAGCAGCUGAUUUUUGGAGAAACCAAUUUUCCAGUCUCCGAACAGAGACUUCUGCUCUACAACAAAGAGUUAUGUGAUCAGACCAAGAUUGGAGAAGUGGUAUCGUCAGACUCCUGUUUAUUUCUAAAACUGCAGGCGAGAGGGCUAAAAGGAGGAGGGAAGUUUGGACAGACAACCCCUCCUCUUGUUGACUUUCUCAAGGACAUAUUAAGAAGAUAUCCAGAGGGAGGACAAAUUCUCAAGGAGCUGAUCCAAAAUGCUGAAGAUGCUGGUGCCACCGAGGUCAAGUUCUUGUAUGACGAAACACAUUAUGGUACUGAAUCCCUUUGGUCAAAAGAAAUGGCUCCAUAUCAAGGGGCUGCUCUCUAUGCAUACAACAAUGCAGUUUUCACUCCAGAAGAUUGGCACGGAAUUCAGGAAAUAGCAAGGAGUCGGAAAAAAGAUGACCCACUCAAAGUUGGAAGAUUUGGAAUUGGAUUUAAUUCUGUCUAUCACAUAACAGAUGUUCCCAGUAUUUUCAGUGGUGACCAGAUUGGCAUGUUGGAUCCACACCAGGUGUUGUUUGGACGCCAUGAAUCAGGCCAGUGUUGGAACAUUAAAGAAGACAGCAAAGAAAUAAAUGAAUUUGUGGACCAAUUUGCCCCUUUUAUUGGUAUUUUUGAAAGCACCAAGGAAACAUUUACCAAGGGUUAUUUUCCUGGGACUUUUUUCCGAUUUCCGCUCCGCGUUCAACCCUCUUUACUAAGCAGCAACUUGUACAAUAAGGAUAAAGUUCUAGAACUGUAUGAGUCCUUUAGAGCCGAUGCAGACACAGUACUCCUUUUUCUUAAGAAUGUCGAGAAAGUGUCUUUGCACGUGCGAGAAGCAGAUGGGUCUGAAAAGCUUAUCUUUCGAGUUACCGCAAGUGAGAACAAAUCAGUGAAACAUGACAGACCAAACUCCAUAAAGAUUCUUGAAGAAGCCAUCGAUGGGUACUGCAAAGGAGUUCCUAGCAACAGCAUAACAUGUGUCACAUACCAUGUAAAUAUUGGGGUGGAGGAUGAAAGUGUCAAGGAAACACAAACAUCAUCUUGGUUGGUUUGUAACGGUGUGGGAGGCCGGGGUAUUUGCAAUGAAUUAGACUGUCUUGCCGAUGAUUUAAAGUUUGUGCCUGCUAUUGGAAUAGCAAUGCCUUUGUGUAGCAAUGGGGCUGAAAAGGGAGCUGUGUCUGAAUUUUCAGGAAGAGCCUUUUGCUUUCUGCCUUUACCUCCAGGGGAAGAGAGCAAGACGGGACUCCCUGUUCAUAUAAGUGGUUUUUUUGGAUUAACAGACAAUCGAAGGAGCAUCAAAUGGAGGGAACUGGACCAGUGGCGAGAUCCUGCUGCUCUUUGGAAUGAACUUCUUGUGAAAAAUGUGGUCCCCAAAGCAUACGCCACUCUUAUUUUGGAAGCCAUCAAAAGAAUGGAGACAGAGGAAAACCCAGAUUUAACACUUUCUGCAGAUAGCAUCUACGGGGUAUGGCCUGACAUUGAGAAAACAAGGCCACACUGGAAGCCGAUCAUUGAGCCUUUACUGAAGGAGCUAUUUCAGAACGCUGUUAUAUAUUCUACCAGUAAUUGCUGGCUGAAAGAGGCAGAUGUUAAUUUCAACGAGAUAGAUGAAAGCAAAGAGUAUGCAAAAACUAUCCUGAACUACCUCCAGAAUUCUGGGACUCAAAUUGCUAAGGUACCAGCUAAUGUUGCUGCUGCAUUCCAAGUCCCAGUUAAUAAUUCAAAGCCUGUGAAGAAAGUCACUCCUGCCCUCCUGAGACAAGUUUUAAGGAAAUCUGGCCAUAGAGGACCCAUAGACGAGAAACUGCACCUUCUAGAGUUUGUGCUGGCUGAUGAAGCCUACAGUGAUCUCCUUGGGUUGGAACUACUCCCUUUGCAAAAUGGAACAUAUAUUCCUUUCUCUUCAUCCGUAUCAGAUAAAGAUAUAGUGUAUAUAACGUCAGAGGAGUUCCCAAGGACGUUGUUCCCAGGUCUAGAUGGAAGACUCCUGUCUGAUAACCUGCCACCCAAGAUUCUAGCAGCACUGAAGAAAGCUUCUACAAGCCGAGGGAGGCCGUGCACUCAACUUCAGCACUUAAAUCCUGAACGUGUUGUGAGACUUUUUAAAGAAGUUAUGAACACUGUGUGGCCCACAAGGGACCUGGUCGUGAAGUGGCUUCCAGAAAAAGACAAAAAACAUCCUCCUGUAUCAUGGCUUAAAAUGAUCUGGAAAAUUUUAUACAUUCAUUUUCCUGAAGACUUAACAUAUUUGGAAGAUUUGCCCCUUAUUCCUACAGUGGAACUGGAAGAUGAUGUCACAUCACUGGAACUCGUUCGCUUGAGGAGUCCUUCCCCUAUCAUUCUUGAUGAUAUAUCUGAUUCCCAGCUUACAGAACCUUUACCUGAAAUAAUUCAAAAUCUUGGUGGGAUUGUGCUCAAGAGUUUAGAUCCUUUCAUACAACAUCCUCUUCUCAAAAAAUAUAUUCAUCCUCCCACACCUAGUGUGCUCCUUCAGAUAAUGGACAGGAUGUCACUGCAGAAACUGUCUAGUCAGAUUGCUACACUUACUCCUGGCUAUAAAGAUGUGUUGAGACGAUUUCUUGCAAGCUCAACAGACAUUAAUGAGAAGGAGAAAAAAAUAGUCCAGGAGCUGAUGAUUUUCCGAAAAAUUGAACAGUCAGGCACACAAAAAAAUAUUUUCAUAUACUUAAGAGGCUGCAAAGUACUGCAUCACAAUGCAAGAAUCCCACCAAAUAUAAGGCUUUCUUUUCCAGUAAUUGAUAGCAGCGAUGAAGAAACUAUUCGGUUGACAAAGAUGUUGAAAGUUGAUCAACUAAAAAGCACUGACUGCCUUAAAAUGAUUUUACAAGACAUUGAAAAGGGAUUUUACACUGUUGAUGAAAGGACCCAAAUUAUGCUUUGGGUUCUUGAAAAUCUGACUUAUCUGAAAAAUGAAAAUUCUGCUACAAUUAACUGGCUGGUGCCUCUUAAAUUUAUACCCAUUUCAAGGGACAAACUUGUAGCAGCAAAUGAACUUUUUGACCCAGAGGUGGAUGUGCUGCAGGAUCUCUUUUGUGCUGAUGAUCAAAUGUAUUUCCCACAAGCUCCCUUUAUAACAUCAGAUGUACUGCAUUCAUUAAGACAGAUAGGUUUAAAAAAUGAAUUUCACGUGGUUGAAAAAGACAUUAUACAGGUGGCAAAGAAAAUUGAGCAUUUGCAUAGUGUAUCAGCUGAAAAUGAAGAACUUAUUUUAAGAAAGUCUAAAACACUGUUAAGCAUUUUGAAGAAAGAUCAGAAGCGUCUACAGUCUCCAGAAGCAAGAGCUCUGUUAAAGAAGAUUAAAUGGAUUCCUCCUGUCAAAUGCCGUCCACCAAAUUAUCCUAAUUCGUUGGUUUGGGUGGGCGAUCAAUUCAAACUUUAUUCUCCUGGAGAAAUAUGCAAUGUUUGUUGUGCUGUUUUAGUUGGUUCUUCUGUUCCACUCGUUGAGAACUUACAUGAGAGUAUUGAAAAGUCCCUUGGUAUUACUAAAGUACCAAACAUUGACUCUGUCUUGAAACAUUUAAAGGUUGUAGUUGACUGGAACAAUUCAAAAACUAUAACCGAUGAGGACUAUUAUCAGUUCCAACAUAUAUUGCUGGAAAUCUACAGUUUUAUGCAGGAAUGCCUUGAUAAAGGCAAAGAUUUGUAUAAAGCACUGUCAUUUUCUUGGGUCUGGACGGGAAAAACAUUUUGUUUCCCAGACCAGGCCAUAAUAAAAUCAGUGCAUAGCCUUGACCUUCAACCAUAUUUGCACAAUGUCCCAAACACAAUGGUUAAAUUCCACAAGCUUUUCAAAUUUUGUGGGUCGAUUGAACAGCUGACUCCUGAACACAUCUUUGUGGUUAUAAAAAAAAUAUUUGAACAAAGUCAGAAAAACACAGAUAAAGAGGCAGACAAGCAGAAUAUUAAUAUUAUGCUCAGCAUUAUAAGGUGGUUGUAUAGUCAUCAGGUUUCCACAAAUUUAGACAUGCCGUUACCUGUCCAUUAUAACAAAGACCCUUCCAAGCUUAUAAUGAAGCCUAUUCAAGAAUGCUGUUAUUGCGACAUUAAAGUUGAUGACCUCAAUGAUUUGCUCGAAGAUUCUGUGGAGCCCAUUAUUCUGAUACAUGAAGAUAUACCAAUGAAAACCGCCGAGUGGUUGAAUGUGCCUUGCCUAAGCACCAGGCUGAUUAAUCCAGAAAAUAUGGGAUUUGAGCAAUCGGGGCAAAGAGAACCUCUUACAGUACGGAUCAAGAACAUUUUAGAAGAAUAUCCUUCAGUAUCGGAUAUUUUUAAGGAACUCCUCCAAAAUGCUGAUGAUGCUUCAGCCACUGAAUGUAAUUUUAUGAUUGAUAUGCGAAGAAACAUGGAUAUAAGGGAAAAUCUUCUUGAUCCAGGCAUGGCAGCGUGUCAUGGUCCUGCUUUAUGGUCAUUCAACAAUUCUGAAUUUACAGACAGAGAUUUUUUAAACAUAACAAGACUUGGGGAAUCCUUAAAAAGAAUGGAAGUAGACAAAGUUGGAAAAUUUGGUCUAGGAUUCAACUCUGUGUACCAUAUCACUGAUAUUCCAAUUAUUAUGAGCAGGGAGUUUAUGAUUAUGUUUGACCCUAAUAUAAACCAUAUUAGCAAACAUAUUAGAGACAAAUCUAACCCUGGCAUAAAAAUUAACUGGAGUAAACAACAGAAGAGACUACGUAAGUUUCCCAAUCAGUUUAAGCCAUUUUUGGGUGUUUUUAACUGCCAUCUGCCACUUUCAGUCGAAGCACCUUACUGUUAUAAAGGAACACUUUUCAGACUUUCCUUCAGAACACAGCAAGAGGCAAAAGUUAGUGAAAUCAGCAGUACUUGCUACAAUACAGCAGAUAUCUAUACACUUGUGGAUGAAUUUAGCUUGUGUGGCUACAGGCUUAUCCUCUUCACUCUGAAUGUAAACUCGAUGGUCCUAAAAUACUUAAAACCAGAAGAAUCGGACCCGACUUUUGCACAACACAUAGUGACAAUUAAAAAAUCUGAAUGCUCUUCAAAAACUUUAACAAAACCCACCAGCAUUUUGAAGGAAGCUGCAAAAGUAAUGCAGGCUUGCAGUACUUCUAAAAAGUAUCCUUCCGAUAUGCCAAAAUCUUCAUGUAUCAUACAGAUUGUUGUUGAGGAGUUCCAUCAUGUAUUUAGGCGAAUAGUUGAUCUCCAUUCCCCUUUAUUUAGAGGUCCAGAAGAUGAGCCUGCAGCUUUUUUUGAAAUGGCCAAAUCUGGACAGACAAAACGAAUGACAGAGGAACUACCACAAAAGACCAUGGAUUCCUCAACAUGGCUCAUAUGUUCUUGCAUGGAUAUUGGAGAAGCAUUAAGAUUUGCACUGAGUGACAGUGGCAAAAGACUUGGACUUGUGCCUUGUGGUGGUGUUGCAGUGAUGCUGUCAGAAAAUAAGGAUGGCAAAUGGACCGUAAAACCUUUUUCCAGUAAUGUUGGAGAGAUUUUCUGCUAUUUACCUCUUCGAAUCAAAACUGGGUUGCCACUUCACAUUAAUGGAUGCUUUGCUGUUACUUCAAACAGGAAAGAAAUCUGGAAAACAGAUACCAAGGGAAGGUGGAAUACAAUAUUUAUGAGGCAUGUCAUUGUUCGGUCUUACCUAGAGGCAUUGUGUGUUUUACGUGAUAUGUCAGUUAGUGGUGAGCUACUUAACUACAACUACUACUCCGUAUGGCCUGAUCCUGACUAUGUGCAUGAUGACUUCUCUGUAAUUUGCCAAGGAAUCUAUGAAGACAUUGCCAAAGGGAAAGGCAAAGACCGCAUGAAAGUGUUUUCUGAUGGAUCCUCUUGGGUUGCCAUGAAACAUGUAAGAUUUCUAGAUGACUAUUUACUUAAAAGGCAAGAUAUUGGACCAGCAGCUUUCCAGAUAUUCUUAAAGUACUUAAAACAAACUGGUCAGAAAAAUCUUUGCGCUGUAGAGCUUCCCUCUUGGGUAAAACUUGGUUUUGAAGAGGCAGGGUGUACAGAUGUGCUACUUGAUAACACAUUCUCUGAAAGACAGUUUUUUUCAGAAGUAUUUUUUCCACACAUUGAGGAAAUCAAGCCAGAGUUGAGGGAUCCUUUAAUGCUUUUUGUAUUAAAUGAAAGGAUACAGGUGUAUGGGGAAAUUCUGAAAGUUACACCAUGUAUUCCAUGCUCCAGUGAUAGUCACCAUUUAGUUGUACCUUCAAGAUUAAUACACCCAGAAGGCAGAGUUGCAAAAUUAUACUAUGAAAGUGAUGGUAGAUUUCCUUUUGGAACCAAUCAGAAUUAUCUGAAUCCAGUUGUGCUGGUAAAACUUGUUCAGCUGGGCAUGGUAAAAGAUGACAUUUUGUGGGAAGACUUAAUUGAACGCAUUGAAUCAAUUGCCGAAAUAAAUACUAUUGAUCAUACUGCUGCUUGUGUACGAAGCAAUAUUAUUCUAAGUUUAAUUGAUGAAAAACUUAGAUUCAGAGAUCCAAAAGCCAAAGAAUUUUGCACAAAAUGUCAGACCUCUACAUUUUUGCCAUUUUUAACAAAACCAGUGGGAUUCUCUUUAAACUGGAAAGGAAGUGACUUUAAGGUUGAAGAAAUGUUUUCAGCUACUGAUCUCUACACAGUUGAACACCAAGAUACAGUCUGCCUUUUGAAACCCAUUCUUAAUGAAAACUCCCCUUCUUUUAAGGGUUGUGGGCCGAUAUCAUUGGCUGUCAAGGAGUUCCUGGGUCUGUUGAAGAAACCGUCCUCUGAACUGGUGAUUGCUCAACUAAAUGAAGUUGCUAAAUAUUCAGAUGGAAUCACUCUGUAUCAAGAAAAUAUAACAAACUCCUGUUAUAAAUUUCUCAAUGAAUCAGUGUUGCAGAGUGAUGCAGCAAAGUCUUCGAUUGUUGCAAAGCUAAAAACCUCAGACUUUAUUCUUAUUGAGACUAUAUAUGUGGGUCUAGAGAAAGUUUCCUUCCAGCUGAAUUUUGAUGCAGCACCGUACCUUUUUCAGUUGCCUAACAAAUACAAAAAUAAUUUUAGGGAACUUUUUGAUAGUGUAGGUGUAAAACAUACUUAUGCCAUGGAAGAUUUUGCAUCAGUUCUUGAAAAUAUUAAGAAUAAAAGCAAUGGAGGAAAAAUUACAGAAAAUGAUUUUCAGCUUUGUAGAAGAAUAAUUAAUGAAGGAAUAUGGGGACUUAUUCGUGAGAAGAAUCAAGAAUUUUGUGAAAAAAAUUAUGGGGAAAUACUUCUGCCAGAUUCAAAUCUCAAUCUUGUUCAGGCAAAAUCCUUAUGCUAUAAUGAUUGUCCAUGGAUACGGGUGAAAGAUACUUCUGUAAAAUAUUGCCAUUCUGAUAUUCCAAGAGAGGUUGCUGUAAAGCUUGGGUCAAUACCAAAAAGGCAUAAAGCAUUGGAAAGAUAUGCUUCUAACAUCUGUUUUAAUGCACUUGGAACAGAAUUUGGACAGAAAGAAAAACUUACCAGUAGAAUUAAAAGCAUUCUGAAUGCUUACCCAUCGGAGAGAGAGAUGCUAAAGGAACUUCUUCAAAAUGCAGAUGAUGCAAAAGCAACAGAAAUAUGCUUUGUUUUUGAUUCCAGACACCACCCAACAGACAGAAUAUUUGAUGAAAAGUGGGCACCUUUGCAAGGACCUGCAUUGUGCGUAUAUAACAACCAGCCAUUUACUGAUGAUGAUGUAAGAGGAAUACAAAACCUUGGAAGAGGCACAAAAGUGGGGAAUCCAUGUAAAACAGGGCAGUAUGGCAUUGGAUUUAAUUCUGUGUAUCAUCUUACUGACUGCCCUUCUUUUAUCUCAUCCAAUGACAUUAUCUGUAUCUUUGAUCCUCAUGCAAGGUAUGCCCCUGGAGCAACAUCUCUGAGCCCUGGUCGCAUGUUCAGAGAUUUAGAUGCUGAUUUCAGAACACAGUUUUCAGAUGUAUUAAAUCUAUAUCUUGGUAAGCAUUUCAACCUGUCAAAUGCCACCAUGUUUCGGUUUCCUCUUCGAGAUGCAGAAAUGGCAAAAAACUCAGAGAUUUCUCCUGUCCCCUCCUCGGACAGAAUGGUUCAGAAUCUCCUUGACAAGUUACGUACAGAUGGAGCGGAGCUUCUCAUGUUUUUGAAUCACAUGGAAAAAAUUUCUAUUUGCGAAAUAGAGAAAAGCACUGGAGUUCUAAAAGUGUUGUAUUCAGUAAAAGGGAAAAUCACUGAUGGCGACAGGUUAAAGAGGAAACAAUUUCAUGCAUCUGUAAUUGAAAGUGUAACUAAGAAAAAGCAACUAAAAGAUAUUCCAGUGCAACAGAUUACAUACACAAUGGACAUUGAAGAUUCUGAAGGCAAUCUUACCACAUGGUUAAUCUGCAAUCGCUCAGGCUUCUCCAAUAUGGAAAGAGUGUUAAAGAGUGUUAUAUCUGCACACAAGAAUGAAGACAUUACUCUGUUCCCUCGUGGUGGCGUUGCAGCAUGCAUUACUCACAAUUAUAAAAAACCAUACCGAGCUUUUUGUUUCCUUCCACUAUCCCUUGAAACUGGUCUUCCCUUUCACGUCAAUGGACAUUUUGCAUUAGAUUCUGCAAGACGUAAUCUGUGGCGGGACGAUGAUGGCGUUGGUGUAAGAAGUGACUGGAACAAUAGCUUGAUGACUGCAUUAAUAGCUCCUGCUUAUGUUGAGCUCUUGAUUCAGUUAAAGAAAAGAUAUUUCCCUGGCACAGACCCAACAAUUUCUAUUCUGCACAACACACCGAUACAUGUUGUAAAGGACAUUUUGAAGAGAUUUUUGUCAUUUUUUCCAGUUAAUAGACUAGAUUUGCAACCUGAUUGGUACUGUCUUGUUAAAUCAGUGUACUCUUGCAUUCAUGCCGACUCUAAGCGUCUUUUGCCGGUUGUAAGAGCUCCAAAUGUUGAUGGAUCAGACAUGCAGAGUGCGGUCAUCAUUACAUGGGUCACUAUGACUGCAGCAAACUCUAACAGAGCAUUUUUUGACAAUUUGCUGCAAGAUGAAUUGCACCACAUGAAAACCGUAGAAUACAACAUAACCACCCGCAAGACAGUAGCUGAAAAUGUUUAUAGACUUAAACACCUGCUUUUGGAGAUUGGAUUCAACUUAGUUUACUACUGUGAUGAAACAGCAAACCUUUAUUACUGCCUUGUUGAUGCCGGCAUCCCUGUUACCUAUGCAACACCUGCCGAUGUCCGUAAGUUUUUAAUGACUUUUUCCUCUCCUGACACAUGUUGCCAUAUUGGAAAAUUACCAUGCCGUCUUCAGCAAACAAAUCUGAAAUUGUUUCAUAGUCUAAAGCUUCUAGUAGACUAUUGCUUGAAAGAUGCAGAAGAAUGUGACAUCCAGAUUGAAGGUCUGCCACUUUUAAUUACACUCGACAAUGUUCUGCAGAUGUUUGAUUCCAAAAAUGCCAAAUUUCUAACAACAUACCAUGAAUUAAUUCCAUCCCGCAAAGAUUUGUUCAUGAACACUCUGUAUUUACGAUAUACUCAUAUUUUGCUCUCAUCGAAAGUAGCCAAGGUGUUUGACAUUAACAGCUUUGCUGAUUUGCUCUCAUCGGUGCUGCCAAGAGAAUAUAAAACGAAAGUCUUUGUUCAAUGGAAAGAAAAUUUUGCAAGUGAAUCUUGGCUUAAAAAUGCGUGGCACUUUAUCAGUGAAUCCAUUAGCAACAAAGAAGAACAGACAGAUGUGACUACGGUAUUUGACACAGUUGUUGAGACACUAAAGGAUUGGGCUUUACUUCCAGGUAUAAAGUUCACGCCAUCAUCUAGUAAUCUCAUUGUUCUAGAAUGUGAAGUGCUGCUGCCAUUUAGUCUGAUGCAUAUUGCAAUUUUCCCAAAUGCACAGAGUGAUAAAGUGUUCCAUACCUUGAUGAAAACAGGGUGCAUCCAGCUUGGACUAAAUAAAAUGUGUUCCAAAGACAAUAUCUUGCUUCCUCUACUUUCAGGGCACAGUGCCAAUAUAGAUAAUCCAUUAAGCAUCCUCAAAGCUAUCCAACAUAUGAUUCAGACGUCGUCAUUUAGAACAGAAAAAUUAGCAGAGAGCGACUUUGAUGCACUGUUAAUGUAUUUUAACUGCAAUUUAAAUAAUUUGAUGUCUGAGGAAUCUGUUAGCAUUUUGAAGUUACUUCCAUGCUUCAAAUCUAUAAGUGGAAGGUUCAUAACCCUUUCCAAAUACAGCACUUGUUAUGUACUUACAAAAAGUAUGCCUUCAGUUGAAGUAGAUAAAUGGUCAUAUUCUUCUUCAUAUGCUUUUCUUGAGGAAAAAGUACACUUAAAGGAAUUGUACAGUGUUCUUGGAUGUGUCCCAGUGGAUGACUUAGACAUUUACUCAAUGCACCUUCUGCCAAAAUUUGAAAAUUUGUCUUACAAUGCUAAACUGGAGCACUUGAUUUACCUUAAAAAUCGAUUAUGUAGCAUUGAAGAGACAUCUGUACUGAAAGAGCAAUUGUUUGCCCAACUCGAAGAACUUGCCUUCAUACAUGAUGCUAGCAAUCGUCUUAAGCCUGCAAAGCAUUUCUACGAUAGGUCUGUAAAGGUUUUUGAAGUAAUGUUGUCUGAGAAAUUAUUUAUACCUCUAGAUUUCUUUAAAAGACUGGAACAUAUUACAAAACCAAAAAACCAAGCUGCUUUUCUCACAACAUGGAUCAAUUUUCUUCGGAAAAUAGGACUAAAGUACAUGAUUUCCCAGCAACAAUUAUUACAGUUUGCUAAAGAAAUUGGCAUGAGAGCGAACACAGAAAACUGGACCAAAGAAGUGCUUCAAAACACUGUAGAUGUAAUUCUUUAUCAUGUCUUCCAGGAAAGGACUGAUUUGUUGUCAGGGAACUUUUUAAAGGAAUUGUCUUUAAUUCACUUUUUAUGUCCUGAAAGGGCACCUGCAGAACUUGUAAGAUUUCAUCCUCAGUAUCAAGAAAUAAAUGGUACACUCCCUUUAAUACGGUUCAGUGGAGCACAAGUGAAUCCAAAGUUCAAGCAAACAGAUGUUAUGCAAUUACUUUGGACAUCUUGUCCUAUUCUUCCAGAAAAAGCAACACCGUUGACUAUUAAGGAACAAGAAGGAAGUAGCCUUGGCCCACAAGAACAACUGGAACAAGUCUUAACAAUGCUGAAUGUAAAUAUGGAUCCAUCACUUGACAAAGUUAUAAACAAUGGUAGAAACAUAUGCAACAUAACAGCAGUGGAUGAUGAAAUGGUCAAGACAAGAUCAAAGGUUUUAAGGAGUAUUUAUGACUUUCUUAGCACAGAGAAAAGGGAAUUCAAGUUUCAGCUAAGAGGGAUUGCCUUUAUAAUGGUUGAAGAUGGAUGGAAACUUCUGAAGCCUGAGGAGGUUGUAAUUAAUCUUGAAUAUGAGGGUGACUUCAAACCUUACUUAUACAAACUGCCUUUAGAGCUUGGAACAUAUCAUCAGUUGUUUAAGUAUUUAGGCACUGAGGAUGUUGUUUCAACAAAACAGUAUGCUGAAGUGCUAAGUCGAAUAUUCAAGAACUCUGAAGGAAAACAACUUGACCCAAAUGAAAUGCGCACAGUCAAAAGGGUUGUUUCUGGCUUACUCAAAAGCCUCCAAAAUGAUUCAGCGAAGGUGCGCAGUGACUUUGAAAAUGCCCGUGAUAUUGCUCUUUAUUUGCCAAGCCAAGAUGGAAGACUAGUAAAAUCAAGCAUUCUAGUGUUUGACGAUGCACCACAUUACAAAAGCAGAAUUCAAGGAAAUAUUGGCGUUCAAAUGCUUGUGGAUCUCAGUCAAUGUUACAUGGGAAAAGACCAUGGCUUCCAUACAAGAAUUAUAAUGCUUCUUCCACAGAAGUUAAGACCUCGUCUACUUAGUAGCAUCCUUGAAGAACAACUUGAUGAAGACACACCCAAAUCAUGUCAGUUUGGAACACUUUGUUCUCUACAGGGAAGGCUGCAAUUGCUUUUAUCUUCUGAACAGUUUAUCACAGGGCUUAUAAGAAUCAUGAAGCAUGAAAAUGACAAUGCAUUUUUAGCAAACGAGGAAAAAGCCAUAAAACUUUGCAAAGCAUUACGAGAAGGCUUAAAGGUGUCCUGUUUUGAAAAAUUACAAACAACUUUGAGAGUAAAAGGAUUUAAUCCAAUACCCCACAGUAAAAGUGAAACCUUGGCAUUUCUGAAGAGAUAUGGACAUGCAGUGAUAUUGCUUUACAUACAGCAUUCAGACAGCAAAGAUAUAAAUUUUUUGUUAGCACUGGCAAUGACCUUAAAAUCUGCAACAGACAAUCUAAUUUCUGACACAUCAUAUUUAAUUGCCAUGCUAGGGUGCAAUGACAUAUACAGAAUCAAUGAGAAGCUUGACAGCCUGGGUGUAAAGUAUGACUCUUCGACUGAGCAAUCAAAGCUUGAACUUCCCAUGCCUGGUACACCUAUUCCUGCAGAAAUCCACUAUACCUUACUCAUGGAUCCAAUGAAUGUUUUCUAUCCAGGGGAAUAUGUUGGCUAUUUAGUGGAUGCUGAAGGAGGGGAUUCAUUUGGCACCUAUCAACCAACAUAUACAUAUGCCAUAAUUGUUCAAGAGGUUGAAAGAGAACAUGAUAACUCAGGCUCCAUGGGUAAGUUUUACCAGAUUGACAUUGGAUACAGUGAAUACAAGAUUGUAAGUUCUCUUGAUUUGUACAAGUUUUCUAGACCAGAAGAGACUGUUAACAAUAAAGAUAGUGCCCCUUCAACCCCAACAAGCCCAACAGAAUUUCCACCUCCUGGUCCUAGAACUGUACCAGCUGGUAAAGAAAGUAAUAAAACAUCAUCAUCUGCCAGGCAUCAGUCACCCAAAAAGAUGAAAUUAAGUUCUUUGCCUGAAAUACUUAGGGAAGUUACCACAGUUAUGGAACAGGCUUGGAAACUGCCUGAAACUGAAAGAAAGAAAAUUAUCAGAAGACUUUACCUUAAAUGGCACCCUGAUAAAAAUGCAGAAAACCUUGACAUUGCAAAUGAGGUUUUCAAACACUUGCAAAAUGAAAUCAACAGGCUAGAAAAACAGGCCUUUGUUGAUCUAAAUGCAGACAGAAGUUCAAGAAGAACAUUCACGACUACAUCAACAAGAUUUCAAUCCGAAAAAUCUUCAUUUCAAAGGUUUUACACAUCUUGGAAUCAAGAGGCAACGAAUCACAAGUCGGAGCGACAACAGUACAAAGAAAAGUUUUCAUCUACCACAAGCACAUAUGACUCAAAGCGCUUCUUCGUUCCACCCACAUUUAAAUCUGUUGGUAACCCAGUAGAGGCUCGGAGGUGGCUAAGGCAAGCCAGGGCUAAUUUUUCUGCUGCAAGAAAUGAUAUGCACAAAAAUGCCAAUGAGUGGGUGUGCUUUAAGUGCUAUCUCUCAACCAAGUUAGCCUUGAUUGCAGCAGACUUUUCAGUCAGAGGAAAGUCCGACAAAGAUGUAAAGCCAACUGCACUUGCUCAAAAAAUAGAGGAGUACAGCCAGCAACUUGAGGGUCUAGCUAAUGAUGUUCAGACUUUAGAAGCUUAUGGAGUUGAUGGCUUAAAAACUCGCUAUCCUGACCUGCUUCCUUUUCCACAGAUUCCAAACGACAGAUUUACAUCAGAGGUUGCAAUGCGGGUAAUGGAAUGCACAGCUUGUAUAAUAAUAAAACUUGAAAAUUUUAUACAAAAUAAGUAAUAAUUGUGUAGCUUUUUAGAAGGUUUAAUUUUCAAAAAAAAAGUGUCAUUUAGAGGAUCUAGAGGAUGCAUAGUGUUUGUAUAGGUCAGCAAAGUUCCUUUAUAACAUGGAAACAAGAAUGUAAAUCAGUAAUUGGUUAGAUCUCUAUUUUAAAGAUUGGUAUACUGCAAAACCCUAAAAUGAUAGCUUGUGUGCUUCACAAAUUUGUUGGGUAUGAAGAAAAAGGUACGCAAUAGUAACUAACCAUAAACAAGAGAUUUCUCUCAUAGUCUCAUGUUCUUUUACCAUUUGCAUAGUGGAAUAAUUUGCACAGUUUAGCACAUUGGCGUAAUAAAUUAUGUAAGAUUUUUUGGGGAAUACUCCCUUCAUUAUCAACCUUUGUUACAUCACAUCCAGGUUUAUCAAAAUUCGUAUAUUUGAGUUCUCUUUCAUUCGAAAAAACUCGUAAAUUCUCCAAUGUGCGCAUAUCUAAGAAUAGACUGAAAAGCAGUGAAAUCACAUUCUACCCUGCCAUAGUUUGAAAUAAUCGGUAACACUCAAUUUGAAAAUUAAGGGGAUUUGCCAGCUUUUAGAUGCUAAAUUUCUUUAUCUUUUGAAUUUUUUAGGACUUAAUAAAUUUUAAAAAUGUAGUUUUGGAAAUUCAGAAUUGCAAGCGUUGCCGCAACAAUCGCAGUUAAAACUGAAACUCUAAUGUUUAUAAAGCUGGCCAUUAUGGUAGUUUAACUUAUUUAAAGUCCUUAAGUGAUUUUACAUUUUUGAAGUGCUAUCUUAUCCAGAACGUUUGAUCACUUCUUAGAAAAAUAUAGUUUUGGGGUAUAUGCUAUCUUAUACAGGUGUUAUGUAUAAAUUAUAAACAUGCACAGUAUCUUACUUGAAACAUUUUUUGUGCAUUUCAACCAUGGUAAAAAUUUACAUUAAAACAUCCAAACAAAGCUUUUUAGCAUAACACAACAAUGCAGUGUCUCCCCCCGGUCAGCCUCAUGUCAGCCACUCCCUCCUGACACGUUUUGCACAGGAGUUUGAUCACUUCUAUUUAGGAACAGUUAUCCAAACUAUGUGGCCCAUUUAUCAAAAUUCGAGUUUGAGUUUGAUCACGGUUGUUGAAACCAAAUAUUUUCUGAAACCUCGAAUAGUCAUGAUUUAUGUAUCAAAGCUUAUUGAUAAUGAAUGGAACAAUGUGAUUUUCACUGGUGUUACCUGCAAAAAAGUGCAAAUAUUGCAUUUGCGGUUUUUUUUUCUUGCCUUUUGCAGCGUUAAUAAAUUGGAUUCUACAGAAAUAAAGGCAGUUUCCUACAUUAUGACAGCACCAUGGCCAGAGAUGAUUGGUUAAAAACCAAGUAACACUGAUCAAAAUGCUUUGGGUGCCAUAACUUUAUUUCCUCCACCAAUUUGAGAUUUACUGAAUAAGUCCUCUUGUUUUAAAACACUUUGUUAGCCUUAACGCUAAAUGUAUAAUGUAAAUAAAAGAGCUAUAAAAUAUUAGAUGUAUAUAAAAAUGAAUGUCAGUUAUCGUGCAGACAAUUAAAAACGCACUUUAUUUAACCAAAAGCUGAGCAGCACAGUAGACAAUCCCUUCCACCUUCUUAGAUUCCAGGACAUACUCCGACUUCAGUAUUGUCAUAGAGGCAAGUGUGAAGCUUUAAGCCAGGAAAGCACAUUUCUUCCAGUUGUUUUCCAUACACAUAAUGCUCUGAAAUCAGCUAGAUCUGGUUGAAUCUUCAUGCAGAACAAAUGACAGUUAUACUGUCUUAUAACUCAGCUUCAUCAUAGCACAUCAUUGUUGACUAUUACCCUUGCUUUGUAUCUGCUAUAGCUUUUUAUACGGUGUAUAUUCUUAAUUUUCAUUGCAAAAAUCUGCUUUGUUACACCAUGUUUUUUUAACCAUGUAAUGAGGAUAAAUUACUGUUAAUAAUUUUAAGACAUGCACUGAAACUGAAUAUUUUCAGUUGUUUCAACAGAUGCUGGAGCCUUAAUUAUCUGACUUGUUUUGUACCCAGAACAAAAUGUGUAAAAGGUCUGUAGAUGAUUUUAAGUUAUACUUGUCAUUUUUGGUCAGAGGUGAAAUACACUCCAGGUUUUGCUGAAUUUCUUUUUAAUACAUGCCUUACAAUGCUUUGUUUCAUCAGUACUGAUCAUUUGUAAUAAAAAAACACUUGUGGAAAAACAAGCACUUUGCAUUUUAGUUAUGAAUUUGGUGCUUUUGUUUAUGUGCAACUGUGGUGCCUCAUAAAUAAACCGAAAUACAACA
Messenger RNA from Xenopus laevis (African clawed frog), 16497 nucleotides. It is a transcript of the gene sacs.L, whose product is annotated as sacsin molecular chaperone L homeolog. The record is from RefSeq and is a predicted model, not a curated record. NCBI's taxonomy places the organism in Eukaryota, Metazoa, Chordata, Amphibia, Anura, Pipidae. Bases 531 to 14249 code for a protein of 4572 amino acids. The transcript has 10 exons. Gene Ontology annotation, molecular function: Hsp70 protein binding.